CCCAUCCUCACUUUCCGUUUUAACCCAGAGACAAAUUUCGUUCAGUUUAAUGAUAACUAUUUCCAAAGCUCAAGGCAUAUUUGAGAUGACAAGCACUCACGUCAUAAGCUUUUAUGGGACUUAUAUAACGCCCAUGCUCAGGUUUGACAAGAAGCGGCUCACGUAUGUUAGCUCAGCUAUUGCCGCAACACUACUAUAUACAUUGUAUAGAAAAAUAGUCUUACCUCCUCCUGGCAUCCGUAACAUUCCAAGAGUCAAUUUUCUAUAUUUUAUUCUGUCUGCUCUUAAAAAUGAUGACCCUAUUUAUCAAUUAAAAAACUUGUACGCGCCAUUGAUAUCAAAGGCUAAUGGCACCUAUGUGAGACUCAAUCGCGCUGGCUGGUCUGUUUAUGUCCAAAAUCCUGUUGAUAUCAGAAAAGUUUUAUUGAAUUCAGAUAUUUUUCCCAAGGCGCCAAAUUCUUUUGGUAAAGGUGACACACUGAUCAAUGGUAUCUUGCGCCAUCCCAGUAUACUCACAGAAACAGGUUCUAAAUGGAAGGUUCAUAGAAACGCUGCAAAUCCUGCUUUUCAACGUGCAAUGCCUGUGCAGCUUUUCGGAAAGUUGACCCAACAAUUAUUUACUGAAAUUGAAAAGGAAAAUGGAACUAUUGACAUGUCAGACUAUAUUGAAAGGUUUACCUUCGAUGCGAUCACAGCUGCUGGUUUUGGUUACAAUGCUAACGCUAUAGGAGACAAAAACAGCGAAUGGGUUAAAUAUUAUUCUUCCCUAAUGGAUGGAGCCUUUGUACCAAUAUAUGCCAUCGUCCCUAUACUAGAUACAAGUCUUCGAUGGAUGUCUCCUUCUCGUGUUCAGCUUCAUAAAACUUUAAAAAUAUUUUUGAAACGGAUUGGCGACAUCGUCACCGAAAAACGCGCACUGAUAGCGAAUAAAGGGGGUAUAGGUUCUUUAGAUGACAGCGAAAAAGAUCUAUGCACCUUGAUGAUUGAAGCAGAAUCAGGCGAUGGGGGAGUCCUGACAAACGAACAAAUGCUGAAUGACAUUCUCGCUUUUAUGCUUGCUGGACAUGAAACAACCGCAAAUGCGCUGGGAUCAGCUAUGUACCACCUUGCUGUUCAUGAAGAAAUUCAACAAAAGCUGCGUAACGAAGCUAUUGAAUGGUUAGGUAAUGCACCCGAAGACAUUAUUCCGACUGUCGAACAAUCAAAGAACAUGGUGUUUCUGAACAUGGUUAUCAAAGAGAACCUUCGCAUCAUACCACCUAUUGUCUGGACUCAACCUCGAAUUGUAACAGAGGAUACAGAACUCGGGGAUUUCAUGAUUCCCAAAGGUACAAUCGUAACCACAGACAUUCUCGGUGCUCAAUUGGAUGAAACUAUUUGGGACGAUCCUUACCUUUUUAAUCCUGAACGCUUCAACCCAAAAAAUGAAGAGAACAAGCGUGCAUUCAAUGCAUACUUACCGUUUGGCAAAGGUCAACAACAAUGUAUCGGCUUCAAUAUGAGCCUUGCAGAGCAACGCGUUCUUUUGGCUAUGAUUGUCAGAAAAUACAAAUGGAGUUUGCCCCAUGAUUCAAUUCACAAAAAUGGUAUGGUUAUUGCUGGUACAGAUAGUAUCGGACCCAAAGAACUCGUUCUUGACUUUACUAAGCGAUAUUAAAUAAAGAGUUUGAUGUAUUGCUUUAGUGUAAAUAUAAUCGGUAUUAAAAACGUCAUUAAUACUAGCCAGUUCAAUUAAACUGAAGCAAAAUAAGAAUGACUUUUUAGCUUACAAAG
Molecule: messenger RNA, 1773 nt
Organism: Mucor mucedo
Lineage: Eukaryota; Fungi; Mucoromycota; Mucoromycetes; Mucorales; Mucoraceae
Product: cytochrome P450
Exons: 8
Coding region: 50-1657 (535 amino acids)
Molecular function (GO): monooxygenase activity; heme binding; oxidoreductase activity, acting on paired donors, with incorporation or reduction of molecular oxygen
Source: RefSeq, a predicted model, not a curated record